CAAUUUUGAUAUAAUAAAUAUUAUGAAUUCUUGUUAACUCGAUAUAAAAACCCAGUGUUUUUAUAGUUUAAAUCACUUUACAAGUUAAUAAACAGUAUUAAGAAUUUGAAACCGUCGUCACUCAAGUGGCAAAAAAAGUUUUAAAUUUGAAGUGUUUUAAAAUAAAGUUGAAUAAAUCCAAACUUGCUAAAGUGUUUAAAUGUGAACAAUGGAUUGGGGAGUAGCACUUUACUUUCAGUAUUUGGCUAUCCUUUGUGCAUAAAGGUCUUCGAAACUAUAAUGUCUGAAACACAAAGCAGACGGCGCGUUACAUAUACCCAACUGCAAAAUUUAUGGGAAUUUCUUAAAGAUCAUAGGGAAAUUGCAGUUGGGUACAACAAGUCUGCUCAAGCCCGAGAACACUCGAAACAGAUGUGGUUAAGAGUUGCAUCUGUAUUGAAUUCUGUAGGUGAAGGCGCUGUUAAGUCUGGCCCCGAAUGGUCUAAGUAUUGGUUGGUAGACCUCAAAGCUAAAAUAAAAAGAAAAAACCGCCUGAGGAGAGAUGCCUCGAGUCAGACAGGAGGAGGUCCAUCAAUUUAUGAAGAAUUGUCAGAAAUGGAUAUAAAGUUCCUGUCCAUUUUAGGAGCUGACUAUGGUUCUGGAUUACCUGGUGUACAAAUGCAACCAAUUCUGAUAGAAGAACCGCAACCUGCUGCUUACAAUCCUUCCCAACACAGCACCAGUGAAGGAAGAAGUGAGGAGGCAGUUUGGUUAAAUGUUGACUUAGAAGGAAAUAGUGAUGAUCUUACUACUGCAGUAUCGAGACCUAGUGAUACUGGUACAAAUACCGACAGUGGUACAACCCAGAUCAUAGAAGUACCAUCGACAUCAUCAGCCCAUAUUAUGGUGACAGAAAGAAUAGAAUCACCAAGACCAUCAACAUCAUCCAUUGAUAUGCAGAGCAAUGUCCCAUCGGGCAUUACUCAAUUUGUUGAAGGAAGGAAGUACCAAGAAGGAGGCGUCGAUUGCGACGACGUCACGUGUCCAUUGCAGAGGCAAGGGAGCAGUUGGUGGCAACUUCCAGGUCACGAGCAGAAGCAGAGUUAG
Molecule: messenger RNA, 1086 nt
Organism: Galleria mellonella (greater wax moth)
Lineage: Eukaryota; Metazoa; Arthropoda; Insecta; Lepidoptera; Pyralidae
Exons: 5
Coding region: 280-1086 (268 amino acids)
Source: RefSeq, a predicted model, not a curated record